Messenger RNA from Aspergillus clavatus NRRL 1, 1734 nucleotides. It is a transcript of the gene rad7, whose product is annotated as DNA repair protein Rad7, protein. Bases 1 to 1734 code for a protein of 577 amino acids. NCBI's taxonomy places the organism in Eukaryota, Fungi, Ascomycota, Eurotiomycetes, Eurotiales, Aspergillaceae. Gene Ontology annotation, biological process: SCF-dependent proteasomal ubiquitin-dependent protein catabolic process. The record is from RefSeq and is a predicted model, not a curated record. The transcript is spliced from 4 exons. Gene Ontology annotation, cellular component: SCF ubiquitin ligase complex.
AUGCAUAAUUCCAACAACAUAUCCGCCGCCCAGAUCCACCAAGACUAUCAGAGACGAGUGAGGGAGGCUGAUCAGGAUGUCGCCGCGAGCGAGACACAAAAUGAAGUCACCGAAGAUGAAGAAUAUGAAGAAGAUCCGAGCGAAUCAGCAGAGCAGAGGAAGAAGCGCAAGCGAAAGGAAGCAGCUGCAUUAGCAAGAAUCAAGCAGAGCAAGGAGUUUGCCCGCCGCAAAUCCCGCCGCACAGGCGAGCCUGAUGGCGAUGGUGACCUUAUCGCCAGGGAGAUGAUGCAUGAGAAAUCUCGACCCCUGCCAGGCCAGCUCGAGAAUUGUGAGCUGUGCAGUAAACGUUUCACAGUCACCCCCUACAGCAAAACUGGCCCCAAUGGGGGCCUUCUCUGUGCCAAGUGCUCCAAAGAAAUAGGAAAUGAUGAGAAGAAGUCGAAGGCUAAGAAGCGCGGACCAAGAACUGGUCGUCGUCAGAACCAAAGCAACUUGCUCGACGGAGUUGCUAGCCAAGGUGCUCUCAGUUUGGUUGAGAUGUGCACGAAGAAAGUUGCCGAUAAUCAUAAUGAGAUUGAAGAAUUUGGAGACCUACCAUCUCGUUUGCUGCAUCGUCUAAGCCAGAUAUUCUCUAAAAGGCGAAUCUUGACUCCAAGAACUUUGAACCUGUUCCUUCGACCCGAAUUAAAUUCAAUUGAUAUUUACGAUGCGGCUAAGCUCGAGACGGACGAUUUCCACAAGAUAUUUGCUAUCAUGCCGGCGCUAAUGCGUGUUAAUCUUCGAUUUGCAGGUCAAAUCAAGGAUAGAGUUAUCGAAUACAUGUUGGAUCGAGAUCUCAAAGUCAGACAGCUGCAGCUUGAUGCCGCCAACCUUGUCUCCGAUUCGUCCUGGCAGCAGCUGUUUCAGAAAUUGGGCUCACAGCUGGAAAGCGUGAAGUUGUCGAAUCUUGACUAUUCGUUCACGGAUGAAACUGUGGAAAGGAUGUGUGAGAGCUGUGUCGCACUUCAACAGUUGAAACUGAAGCAAUGCUGGAAACUUGGCAACGAUUCCCUUAGUGCCAUCUCAACUUUGUCGGCGCUGGAGCACUUGUCCCUGGACUUGGUUCAAGAGACCAGCGGUGAAGUGCUUUUGCAGAUGAUAUCCACCCUUGCCCCCAAGUUGCGUACGCUGUCCCUGGAGGGCAUCUCGAAUGCCGAUGAUCGACUUCUCGACCUUAUCCAUGAGAAAUGCCUCGUUCUCGCCAAACUGCGUCUCACAGAUAAUUCUGUGUUAAGUGACAAGGGUUUCGUCAAUUUGUUCACAGAUUGGGCUAAUGCUCCAUUGAAAUUUGUGGAUUUCUCUUCCACACGAGAUGUGGAUAAUAGCAAUCCGGAUGGCCCCGCGGAUGCGAUUGGAUUUGCGUCCCAGGGGUUCAUCGCACUUAUGAACCACUCAGGCUCGACCCUUCGGAAAUUGAACAUAUCGUCCUGCCGUCAUAUCUCGCAUGCUGCAUUCGAGGAGGUAUUCACGGAGGGCAAGUCAUAUCCUUUCUUGCAGGAACUCGAUAUCUCGUUUCUUACAGUGGUGGAUGAUUUCUUGAUGGGCCGGGUCUUCCGAUGCUGUCCGUCAAUCAAAAAAGUGGUUGCAUUCGCAUGCUUCAACGUGCGCCAAGUCCAUGUCCCGAUUGGGGUGGCACUGAUCGGCGGAUUGAAGGCUCAGGAUUCUAUCGUCAUUGAAGGAACAACUUCUGGUUGA